AUGCAUUUCUCAGCUGCCACUGCUCUCUCCAUCCUGGCUCUCGCCUCUUCUGUGUUUGCCGGUCCCCUUGGCCAGUCCAGUCGUGACAGUGGGGAUGAUAACAACACCGAUAUCAACAUCUUCCCCAGCAAAGACCAUUAUAACGACUAUGCCAUCUGCAAGGGAAGGGUCACCAAGGAUAUGUUCCCUCAGCUCCAGGCUCCAUCCAACGAAGGUGGCUGCGUUAGAUACUUCCCUGCGAUUGACAUCACUGGUGUCGUAACCAUGGUCAACCUCUACGCUAAAGAUGGCAUUAAAUCUGCCUGUGACUGCGCAAUUGCCUGUCUGGAUGAUCCAACCACCUGCACAAAUUGGGUCUUCAAGCACACUUUCGCCGGCGCUGCCAUCGACAAUAAUCAGCGCAGUUGUACACUAUACUCAAGUCCAAACCUUCCCAUGGGUGUUACUCUCGACUACAACCUUGGCCAGAGUGUUGGCUUCGGCUUUGUUAACAUGAACGCUCAACAGGGCGCUGAUGCUCCUCUCACAUUCUUGGAUGCCAACAGCACGAUGGUAGACAAAUAUGGGGUCUCCGGCUUCGCUGUCCGCGAUACCAAUCAGCGCCAAUACUGCUAG
Messenger RNA from Hyaloscypha bicolor E, 615 nucleotides. RefSeq lists its product as uncharacterized. NCBI's taxonomy places the organism in Eukaryota, Fungi, Ascomycota, Leotiomycetes, Helotiales, Hyaloscyphaceae. The coding region runs from base 1 to 615 and encodes 204 amino acids. The record is from RefSeq and is a predicted model, not a curated record. The transcript is spliced from 2 exons.